Molecule: messenger RNA, 1526 nt
Organism: Rubroshorea leprosula
Lineage: Eukaryota; Viridiplantae; Streptophyta; Magnoliopsida; Malvales; Dipterocarpaceae
Source: the annotation of a GenBank genome assembly
AAACGCUCUCUUCCAUUACCUUUGAUUCGAUUCCUCGCCGGAAUCGAUGAAAUCAGCGUAAAAUUCCUCAAGCGCCGUCGUGUUCGGAUUUUGAAUUACAUGAAUCGCAGACGAUGCGUUGUUGUUGUUGUUGUUCUUCUCUGAGAGAUCGGAUUCUGCCGUGGCUUCGCGAUUAUGAUCGGCUCCAAUCCCUCGCCGUCGUCCUCAUUUACAUUCAAAUUGCUUGCGCAUUGAUUGGAUCGCUGGGGGCAUUGUACAACGGCGUGCUGCUCAUCAAUUUGGCUAUUGCCUUGUUCGCACUCGUCGCCAUUGAGAGCAGCAGCCAGAGCUUAGGCCGGACGUACGCCGUUUUGCUCUUCUGCUCCCUUCUCCUCGAUGUCUCCUGGUUCAUUCUGUUUUCUUACGAAAUUUGGCACAUUUCCUCGGAUUAUGGAGCACUUUUCAUCUUUUCGGUCAAACUCACUCUCGCCAUGCAAAUUGUUGGGUUUUCGGUGAGGUUAUCCUCCUCGUUCCUGUGGAUUCAGAUUUACAGGUUGGGGGUUGGUUAUGUUGAUGGGAAUGGUCCUCGAGAUGCCGAUUUUGAUUUGAGAAAUAGUUUCCUCAGUCCUGCAGCUCCUUCCAUAGUUAGACAAUGCUCUGGGAAUGAUGAGGCUUUAGGAGGCUCCAUAUAUGACCCUGCUUAUUACUCGUCUCUCUUUGAAGAAGGACAAGACACCAAGAGUUCCUUUGUGGGUCAUAAUGAUGCUAGUGGAAACAAUGGAUCUACUUCUUGUGCUGAAGUUUCUCAACUGAAGCCAUCAGCUGGCAGAUUAGAGGCUAUUGAAGAGGAGGAGGAUAAUGAAAGAAAAAUGCUUGGGAACAUUUGAAUCUGAGCAUGAAAUCUGUGAGAAGUCCAGCUUGGUAUCCACCUCUGAUACAUUUUGUUUUGAUUUUCUUUCUUUGUUGAGGCCAUAACCAGGGUAUCAAUAGGAGUCGGAUCUGUACAGCUUCACAUUUUUUGCCAUUUUUUUUCCCGAGAUUUAGAUGCAAAUAUUGAAGUUUGAAGAACCAGUUGUUCGUUGGCGGAAAAAAAAAAAAAAGAAUCAGUUGUUCAUUCAGCUUAUCUCAUGAGGAAUACAGUAAAUGUAAAAGGUUUUGCUUUUGAGAAGCACUUUUGGUGUUCAUUAUUCAUUGUAGCAACUAGCAAGCCAAGGAUGCCCGUCUUGGCUCAAGGUUCUUGAUCAGGAACCAACACUCCUAACACGCAGGUAAUGCACAGCUAUUAUGCUUUUCUCGAAAUAUAUGCUUUGCAUUGACUAUUGACUUUGGAUCUGCUAGGCCAUGGUUAGGUAUUAGCGUUGUCAUCCUGGUUGAGGAUUUUUUUUUAGCUCAUUCUCCGAAUUGGUCGAAUAGUUACUUGGAAUGGUAAAACAAUAUAACUUUCUUUUUGUCAUUAUCGGCUUUCUAGUGAUGUCUUUUGCCUCUGAAUGACUAUGAAUGACAUUAAGUAUUCUUUUUCAAAUUUUCAAUAAAUUCAUGCAAAUUUU